CCUAGUGAGGAAUGUACAGAAGGAAUGUGAAGCAUGAGAAUCGACCGACGUGAUGCCAUCGCUUCCUACUUCUGUAGUCAAUUGUAAUGCAUGCUUUGCAUCCUUCGUUCGAUAUUGGAAUUCUGAAAGCUGCAGCUCGUCUCUCCGACCCUUUCUACGAACCUGAUUAUUCCUCAGAAAAUGGUUGACCUCGGGAUCCUCCAAGUACAAUUGUAAAACCCCGUCUCGUGAAAGGCUUGUUGGUCAAGACAUCUGCAGCAGUGCAGUUCAUUACAGUGUCUAAAGAAGCAAGAAGCCGGAAGCACUGAUUAUCAGGAUGAAUGUAGCUGUAUAUGCUCAAAGCAACGAAGAAACUUUCUGCAGAUCAUGAUUUGAAUCAGUUGAGCUGAAUUGAGUGGGCGGGGAGGGGUGGAAUAGACGACAGCCAUGAUUUUGAGAAGAAGGCUGGUUUCUCUAUUGCACAAACAGCAGUUGUUAUCGGAAGCAUGGAAGCGACCAGAAGCGUUCGCAGCCACAUCAUAUUUCGCCACCGAUAGCAAAAAAGGCAAACGCCGGCCGACCAAGUCUGAUGUUCCAGAUGGAUUAUCUUCCAAUCGCACAGUUGAUGAGAAGGAGGUGGCACUCCAGGCAGCACUUGCCAAUAUUGCUGCCAAGUUUGGGAGGGAGACUAUCAUGAGGCUUGGAGAUAUGGCUGGUCCACGACAAGUUCCAGUCAUCUCUACUGGAUCAAUUGCUCUUGACACCGCUCUUGGAGUCGGUGGUCUCCCCAAGGGACGCGUUGUCGAAAUUUAUGGAUCUGAAGCAACGGGGAAAACCACUCUCGCCCUGCAUGUUAUUGCAGAGGCACAGAAAGCUGGAGGACGGUGCGUUUUCCUCGAUGUGGAACAUGCACUUGACAUAACGUUUGCGGAGGCAAUUGGUGUGCGGAUUGCGGAUCUGUAUGUUUCACAACCCGACAAUGCUGAGCAAGCACUUGACAUUGCUGACGAGUUUAUUCGGAGUUGUUCAGCCGCCGUUGUUGUCGUAGACAGCGUUGCCGCACUAGCUCCCAAAGCAGAGUUGGAAGGAGGCAUGGGUGAUGCACAUAUGGCCUUGCAGGCCAGACUCAUGAGUCAGGCACUUCGCAAGCUAACUCAUUCAUUAUCACGUUCUCAGACAAUUCUCAUAUUCAUCAACCAAGUCCGGCAUAAGUUAGGAGGAUUCGGCGGGUUUGGAGGUGCACCUAUUGAAGUCACCGCUGGAGGAAAUGCCUUGAAGUUUUAUGCUUCAGUUCGGUUACAUAUCCGUAAGAGGGAGGUAAUCAAACGAGGAGAGGAGACCUUAGGAUUCCAUGUAAUCGUCAAGGUUGCGAAAAAUAAAGUGGCACCACCAUUCAAGACAGCAGAGUUUGAAAUAGAAUUUGGUAAGGGAAUAUCCCAAGCAGGUGAAAUUCUCGACUUCGGAGUGCAGCUAGGAUUACUAAGUAAGUCAGGUGCUUGGUUCUCUUACCGUGGGGAGAACUUUGCAAACGGAAGAGAUAGUGCGAAGAAGUUUUUGAAAGAACACGAGGAUGUGGCUUUGGAGCUUGUGACAGCCAUCAGACAGAAAUUCCUUUUGGGCCCGCAACCUCCCAAAGAAGAAAACGCUGAAGACUUUGAUGAGGAUGAUGGGGCUUUGGAGACUGACGCUGAAGAGGCAGCUAAGGGCUAACAUGAUGCAGUAUCUCUUACACAAGAUAACAUGAGAUUUCUGUGAUCAAACUCUCGCAUUCAGCAUUAUCGAAAGGAGAAGAGGCCAAGACACGGCUUGCAUUACUCGGUCUAGCUAGACAGCUAUGUCAGAAGCACAUGUCAUUUUCUUUGUACAGUGAAUUCAAGCAGAUGUAGGAAGUUUGGAUAGAAACCAUUGUUGCGGGAAUAUGUACGAAAGAACUCAGUUGGAGUUUUAUUUCCACAUCCUGUAUUACUCGCCUCUUCGUGACGAUCUGUUUUACACUCGAGGUAAUAAUGAAGAUCUUCGCUAUCUCUUCAACCUUCCAUCAACUUCGCUUGCGUUGACAGGAAGAUGGAGGAUCAAUUGAUUGCGAUGUGAACAUCUCACAAUGCUUAAGAAAGAGGUCUUUUGAGGAUGUGACAAGUAGGGUCCCUACGUAGAUGAUUUCAGUAGCCACGAAAGUAAAACUUAGGACUUUUUUUUUAAUGCUGCGUAUCGUGGCCCCAC
This is a messenger RNA of Marchantia polymorpha subsp. ruderalis, 2199 nucleotides long. NCBI's taxonomy places the organism in Eukaryota, Viridiplantae, Streptophyta, Marchantiopsida, Marchantiales, Marchantiaceae. The record is from the annotation of a GenBank genome assembly.